AUGUCGAGACUCGCAAGCAGUCCUCGGUCCUCCGAGCAGGCUAAUUCUCGCAAUGGCUCGCCAGAGACGAGACUCACUGCGUUUUCUCCAGAGCAUUCUCGUUCCCAGCAGUUUGCUCCCGCUUCUUCUGACUUGCCCCUUCGUACCUCUCUGAGACGCUCCAUCUUUCAGCAGGAAGCACAAAAUCCAUUUAUUACUGUUCCUCCUCCUGGCUUCUCUUCCGGUCGUAUUCAGCUUUCUCCCACUGCAUGCAGUUUCACUCCUGGCAGUUUCGACAGAAACGCAUUGUCUGGCCCCAUGUCUUCUCCUACCUUCAUCCAGGACCAGAAUCCUGCCAAUCUUGCUGAUCUAACUAAGACUUCUGUUCCUGAUACUCCUGGCCUUGUCAGUGCCUUCACUCCUCGUGGCUCUGUUGAUUUUGGUCCAAUUGGCGGUGCCAGAGUCUCUCCUCCUUCUUCUUCCAGCUCCAAAUACAUUCCCGGUCCCUAUGCCAUGUACUACCAACAAGGCCAUUUUGAUGCUGAGAACAGAAAUCGUGCAUUUGUCAUCGAAGGUGUCCCAGUGGACAUGCCUUACCAUGAUAUUGCUGCAAUCUUCAAUCACCGUGAAUUCAACACAGUCAAGGGACCCGUCCUCUCUGAGCUUGCUUCUCAUGGCAGAAUCUACGUUGGUUUCACGGACAUCUACGAAGCAAAGAUGGCCGCCGUCAAAGCAAAGUCCUUCUUCGCCAAUUGGCGUUUCCAUGCCUUGACUGCAAAGGAGUUCGCCCAAAAGUUUGAGCCUUCGCUUGCCCCAACCACCUCCGACUAUGAAGGACAAAUCUUCGCAACUGUCUAUUACAAUAGUGGUCCUGAGGAGACAGAUGGCCGUAUCAUCUCUCACUCUUUCAAGGCCUUGCUCUCCACCUACGGUGAAGUCAAAGCCUUCCACAGCAUUCCCACUGAUCACAACAACAUCGUCAAUUUCCAUGUUGAAUUCAGUGAUACUCGCGCUGCCGACAACGUCGUUUCUGGCCUCAAUGGCUCUUCUCUUCCUGAGUGCGUCAUCGAUGUCAAGUACUUCAAACCUGAUGUCACUUAUCAUGCACAUGCCCAUCACCCAGUUGAAGAGCCUGCUCCUCGCACUUCUCCAAUUAUCAUGAACGACCGCGCUAUUCCCAUGGCCCGUCGUCGAAGCUUUGCCUCCCCUAACCCUUACAUGGAGCUCAGCCCAACCGGGCCAUCUGAUGAGUGCCACAACUUCCGUUCUCGUCAUGGCUCUGGACGUAACCGCAACAGUACUCAUAACAACAUGAACCAGAACCAUGUUGACAUUGAACGCAUUCGUCUUGGCCUCGAUGUCCGCACUACAAUCAUGCUCCGCAAUAUCCCGAACAAAAUUGAUCAAGCUAUGCUUAAGGAUAUCGUGGAUGAGACUAGUCAUGGCAAAUACGACUUUAUGUAUCUUCGCAUUGAUUUUGCCAACAACUGCAACGUCGGCUAUGCAUUCAUCAAUUUUGAAGAUUUUGCCAAAGCCCGUGCUGGUCGUUCUUGGAACUGCUUCAACAGUGACAAAGUUGCUGAGAUUUCCUACGCCACCAUUCAAGGAAAAGACUGCCUUGUUCAAAAGUUCCGCAACAGCUCUGUUAUGCUCGAACAUCCCUCGUUCCGCCCAAAGAUCUUUCAUACUGGCAUUGGCCCAAUGGCUGGCACUGAAGACCACUUCCCUGGCCCUGACAACCCAUCCAAGAUGCGCCGCAGUGUUGAAAAUGCCGAGCAUGUCGGCUUGUUCGCUCCUAGAGUCGGUCAGCAAUACCGUGAUGAGCAACGUCGUCGUCGCUCUCAGUUCGACCGUGGCACUACCGCAGCCGAGCGUGAAUCUCACUGGACUCGUGACUGGCCAGCCCACUCUGAUCGCAUGGAACAGAUGAGUUCUAGCAUUAUGAGUCCUUGGUAUGAACCAGCCGGUGGCAGUCGCCAUCAUCACCAUCUCUCUGGAUAA
This is a messenger RNA of Trichophyton rubrum CBS 118892, 1980 nucleotides long. RefSeq lists its product as uncharacterized. NCBI's taxonomy places the organism in Eukaryota, Fungi, Ascomycota, Eurotiomycetes, Onygenales, Arthrodermataceae. Gene Ontology annotation, molecular function: RNA binding. The transcript has 13 exons. The coding region runs from base 1 to 1980 and encodes 659 amino acids. The record is from RefSeq and is a predicted model, not a curated record.